Pundamilia nyererei is the source of this 892-nucleotide messenger RNA. It is a transcript of the gene rell1, whose product is annotated as RELT like 1. Gene Ontology annotation, cellular component: plasma membrane. Lineage: Eukaryota; Metazoa; Chordata; Actinopteri; Cichliformes; Cichlidae. The transcript is spliced from 5 exons. The coding region runs from base 237 to 884 and encodes 215 amino acids. Gene Ontology annotation, biological process: positive regulation of p38MAPK cascade. The record is from RefSeq and is a predicted model, not a curated record.
UCGCUUAAGGCGGCAACGAACGCGGAAGUGUCGGUGAGUGAGUGCUCUCGCUCCAGCUCGACUCUCUGUCGGGGACACUACAGGGCGUAUCCGCUCUCUGAGAAUCAGGAAACACGUUGAUAUUCGCUGCAACUCUCCGCUUUAUUUUGAUCAGUGUAAUCGCUCCGUAGUGCUGACCGUCAGCGGCUGCCUAGAACAUCGACACCGACACCAGCCUGCUGGAUAUCAGCCCAGCGAUGAGCAACACGACCGCUUCUGACGCUGGUGACAGUGCUGGAACGAGCGGCGGGACCAAUCCGUACUACAUCGCCUUUGUGCUGGUGCCUAUUCUCUUCCUUCUGGGCCUGCUCGGUGUGGUGAUCUGUCAUGUGCUGAAAAGGAAGGGCUACCGGUGCACCACAGACCAUGAUGACGAGGAGGAGUGUAAGGAAGAGGUCAAAGAUCCCGAGCUGGGCGGAGAGCUCAAUGACACCUUCAGUGACUACAAUGACACGGUUGGACAGAUUGUCCACUACAUCAUGAAAAAUGAAGCAAACUCUGAUGCCCUAAAUGCCAUGAUUCAUGAAAACAGCAUUGAUUCGGAUGGUCCUCCGCUCACCCCCACCUCCCCCGGCACUCCCACUCCUCCAAUGACACCUGUAUCGCCGGGGGCGCCCCCGGGAGCAGCCAAGCACACCUGUAACCACCUGCACACCAUCGGGGGCCUGGGAGGCAACAAGAACAUCUGCACCCGCUGCAACCAGAAGAAAUGGCCGCUAAUGAGGAAGCCGUCAGCCCGCAAAGCAGAGCUGCGGCACAGUAACUGUGUGGAGGUCACAGUCCUGGCUGUAGGCAGGUGGGCAAGUGUGUGUGUGUGUGUGUGUGUGUGUGUGUUUGAAUCAUAACUGAAGGA